Messenger RNA from Medioppia subpectinata, 2508 nucleotides. NCBI's taxonomy places the organism in Eukaryota, Metazoa, Arthropoda, Arachnida, Sarcoptiformes, Oppiidae. The record is from the annotation of a GenBank genome assembly.
AGAUAUUUAAGACAUCGGUUUACGUAUUGGACGCGUAACGGUGUACCAAGCAACAAUUAUAUUGACCUAAAUCAGCUGAGCAAACCUGCUCACUUGGGCGAUAUGGAAAUGUUUAAAAAAUUUGGCCGCAUAUUUGGCAUGUACACAUUUACAGACAAAAUGAUCGCGAUUAACGAGCCCGAUUUGCUCAGGGACAUAUUAGUCAAGGAUUUUAAUAUAUUUCCCGACCAUACUAAAUUCCACAUGGGCACAACCAAACUAGAUAAAAGUUUAUUUUUCAUGCCCGGCAACGAUGACUGGAAACGGCAACGAUCUAUACUAUCGCCGGUGUUUACAUCGGGUAAACUCCGGGCAAUGAUGGCACACAUCGACAAUAUUUCAGAUCGAUUUAUCGCUAAUUUGGUUCAAUUUGAAAAACAAGGCCAACCGAUAGAUAUGCGCAAACAUGUCGGUGCGUUUGCAAUGGACGUGAUCUCGUGCUGUGGGUAUGGCAUAGACGUCGAGUCUAUUAAUAAUCCCAAUCAUCCCAUUGUAUUAAAUGCCCGCAAAAUACUGAGCACUGACGUGGGUUUGGGAAUGAUAUUGUCGGGAAUGUUCCCGGCGUUGGCUAAACUGGUUGGAGCCGAACCCUUUGAUAUAAAAGCAUGUAGAUACUUUGAUGAAUUAACCAAUAAAAUCAUCGAGGAGAGAAAGAAGCAUAAUAAAUAUGCCCUUAAUAAUGACAAAGACUCGGAAAAGUCGGACAAAGACUUGGGUUACGACUCCAUCAGGGAUGCGGAGCCGGACGAAUCGGUCGGUAAUAGCCCUAUGGUAAAAACAUCGGGCAAACUCACCAUCGAUGAGAUGGUAGCGCAGGGAAUACUGUUUUUUAUCGCCGGUUAUGACACUACCAGCGCUGCCCUAACCCAUACCCUCUACUUUCUGUCCAAACACCCGGACUCUCAGCAACGGCUGUACAAAGAGUUGCAAACUUGCGAUGAGUUUACGUACGAAAACUUAUUGCAAAUGAAAUACUUAAGCGGCGUAAUCCAUGAGACACUACGACUCGCGCCAUCAUUUCUGAAGUUGUUUCGCAUUUGUGUCAAAGACUAUAAACUGGGAAAUACCGGCAUUACUAUACCUGCGGGCGCUUACGUUACGGCCAACAUCUAUGCCCUUCAAAGGGACCCAAAAUUCUGGCCAAAUCCGGAAGAGUUUCAGCCCGAGCGCUGGUUUGAGCCCAAACACCAUCCGUACGCUUACCUGCCGUUUGGUUCCGGACCCCGACUAUGCAUUGGACAACGGGCAAUUGGCAGACCUGCCCACCAAUACGAUGUCGAAAUGUCUAAAAAGUUUGGCCGUAUAUUUGGCGGUUAUUCAUUUACGGGCAAAAUGAUCAUGGUCAACGAACCCGAUUUGCUCAGGAACAUUAUGGUAAAAGAUUUUCACAUAUUCCCCGACCACCUAGGUUUCCAUAUGGGCACUACUAAAAUGGACAAGAGCCUAUUUUUCAUGCCCGGCGAUGAGGACUGGAAACGUGUGCGCUCUAUACUGUCCCCCGUGUUUACAUCGGGUAAACUCCGGGCAAUGAUGGCACACAUCGACAAUAUUUCAGAUCGAUUUAUUGACAACUUGGUUCAAUUAGAGAAACAAGGUGAGCCAAUAGAUAUGCGCAAACAUGUCGGUGCGUUCGCAAUGGACGUGAUCUCGCGCUGUGGGUAUGGCAUAGAUGUCGAGUCUAUUAAUAAUCCCAAUCAUCCCAUUGUCAUAAAUGCGCGCAACAUAUUGAGCACUGACGCAAAAAUAGGCGCCGUAUUGUCGGGAAUGUUCCCGGCGUUGGCCAAACUGGUUGGAGCCGAACCCUUUGAUAUUGACUCAUGUAGAUACUUUGAUGAAUUAACCAAUAAAAUCAUCGAUGAGAGAAAGAAACAUAAUAAAAAUGUUAUUAACAAUGAUAAAGACUCGGAAAAGUUGGACAACGAUUUAGACGACGACUCCAUCAGCGAUGGACAACCGGAUGAGUCGGUCGGCGAUAAACCUAUGGUAAAAACAUCGGGCAAACUAACCAUCGAUGAGAUGGUAGCGCAGGGAAUGCUGUUUUUCGUCGCCGGUUAUGACACUACCAGCGCUGCCCUAACCCACGCCCUGUACUACUUGUCUGAACACAAAGACUGUCAGCAAAUACUAUACGAAGAGUUGCGAAGUUGUGAUGAGUUUACGUACGAAAAGUUAUCGCAAUUGAAAUACUUGAAUGGCGUAAUCCAUGAGACACUAAGACUCAGGCCAUCGUUUUUGAAAAUAUUUCGCACGUGUGUUCAGGAUUAUAAACUGGGAAAUACUGGCAUUACAAUACCUUCGGGUACAUUCAUGAUGGCCAAUACCUAUACUUUACACCGGGAUCCCAAAUACUGGCCCAACCCAGAUAAGUUUGAUCCCGAGCACUGGUUUGAGCCCAAACACCAUCCAUACGCAUACUUACCCUUCGGCGCCGGACCCCGACUAUGCAUUGGACAACGCCAUGUCACCUAA